Caenorhabditis auriculariae is the source of this 2273-nucleotide messenger RNA. NCBI's taxonomy places the organism in Eukaryota, Metazoa, Nematoda, Chromadorea, Rhabditida, Rhabditidae. The record is from the annotation of a GenBank genome assembly.
AUGACACGAUUGGAGGUGGCCGACGACACCAAUGGAAGGAAACCAGAAGAGAGGGAGCUGGUGAUGUUGCUCGUUCUGACCGGUAUUUAUACCGGUGGAAAAGGUGUGACUUGCCUGUGGCUAGCUGUUCUCAUGACUCCGCCCUUCGCAGUGCUUGCCACAGGCAUACUGGCGCUUGGGAGAUGUAUUAAACUGUCAGAAGUUCUCUCUCACCCCUAAGGCUGAUUGGUUAAUAGCGGAAACUGUCAUAUGCCAAGGCGUGAAUUAGUGGGAUCUUUGUUAGAACGAGGUGUCAACAAGGAAGAUAUUCAAAUUUUUGUUUGCAGUAACGCCGACGAUUUUUCUGCAUCUCAGCAAAGUGUAUGUUUUCUUCUUCAAUUUUAGUUCUUACCAUAAAAAAUCAGGAUUUCGAGCGAGAAAUACAGGUCCUGGAAAGAGAUAUUCGUCAGCAAAAAGAGUCGAGUUUUAACGCAAAAACUGCGAUCACUCUAGAUCAGUUGAAGAAAAUCAGCACGUUUGCUUCACAUGUGAAGAACUGUCAUGAAAUAUCAAAUUUCAGUAUCGGAAAGUUCCUUGGACCACAGAAAGAAUCUUUUUUCGACCGAAUUUGUCGAGCGGCCGAUAUUCAAAGAGCUUCUUUGAAAAGUCGGCUGAAGCACAACAAAGAUGUAUAUUGGUCAAGUUCAACUCUUUGGCAUUCAUCCCGUUUCAGAGAUUCGAGCCUCAGAACUGCCUCAGCGGCCCGUCUCUCCAACUUUCCUGCACUUCUCUUUUCGACUCUCAAGCUUCGUUGAAUGAUUCGCAAACUUAUCUCGUCACUCCGAAUCUGCAAAACAUCAUCAUGAUGACUUCAGCCAAAGAAGUUGGUGUUGAACUUCUCCCUGAGACUCAAGAUCAAGGUUUUUAGCAACGUGACGCAGUUCCAGCGAUCGUCCCUGAGGAGGAAGUUCGGAUUCCAGCCGAAAGGCAGUUCGACCUUUUGGAGCUCGGAUUUACCUACGAUGAACUCAGACAGGUUUCAUCAGAAAAAUGUAUUCGACAUCUAGCUAAAAAAAAAAGAAUAUUCAAAAUUUCUUGAGACGAAAAAUCAGUUCUACUUUUCACACCACAAAUUUAGUCUAUCGAGCGCUUGAGUUAUCCAUUUUUUUUUCCGAGAAUUUCUGUAGAAAAUGCCGCGAUUUUACUGAAGAAGAACGUCAAUAUUCGAGAGCACAUGAAGAGCUAAGGCAAAAAAUUUGUAAAGUAUGUGAAGAUUUACCUUUUUUUCAGAGAAGUCGAGAAGUCCAAACGUAAUUUGUUGAAAAUAAAAUGCUGUGAACAUCUCAAAGCAUUUUCGCGGACUUGGAAUUUCAGUAAUAUAGAGCUCCCUGAAGGGGUUUUGAGACUUUUGUUUUUAAUUUUACAUCUCAAUUUUUUUUUCAACUUUUUGAAAACUUCUACAAUUUUCUUGUGAGUUUUAGACAGUGCUAAGAAUACUUGUUUUUUUGUUCGAAAAAAGGAAAUUUCAGUUGAUCGACAACUUCGAGCGAUUCAAGCGAAGUUACAAAGAUCUUGUGAAGCCGAGUCCGAUAAAUGCUCAACAGGUUUUUUUUUCGUAGACUUUGGUGAACAUUAAAUCCAUUUCCAGCUUCUCAAUCAAUUUUCCAACCAUUUGUCAUUGAACCCGACGCCGGACCUUCGGGUUAUUGGUAUCGCCUUCAAUUUGUUGGAGCUCGGAAAUCCUAAAAAAGACGUCCAUCGAACCCUAUUGAAACAGGUUAGGGAAAUUCCGCAUAUUAAAAAAAUAAAGUAAAGAAAUUUUCUUAAAAGCCGAAUAUUAAUUUUUCUUACGGUAUUCUUUUUUUCUUUAUUAAACUACUCUCAGCUUCUCGAUCCAAUUUCCAACAAACAUUUUUUCUUUUCAUUGUCAAUCCAUUCGUAGACUUCACAACAAAAAAAUUUUCAAAGAUAAUUCCAAAAAAAUGUCUCAGAUUUUGAUUUUUCCUAGAAUUUUUCCGUUUGAUAUCGUUUUUCAGACUUCAUUAUUGCAUAUAUUUCACUCAUUUCUGUUCGAAUAUUCUGUUGCGACAAAAGAUUCAGAUUACACAGAAAGCUCAGUAAUUUUCCGAUUUCAGAGACGAGUCCAGGCUCUGGAAGCCGAGGAAGAGAACCGGAAACGUCGUUGCUUCACGCCGCCAGGUGCAGACAGGUACAACGACCGCGACAGUACCAUCUCCCCUUUGGAUCGCGAAAUCGAAAGAGAUGAGCUUGUUAUUGGAAUGCAGAAUGAUUGA